This is a messenger RNA of Mesocestoides corti, 486 nucleotides long. NCBI's taxonomy places the organism in Eukaryota, Metazoa, Platyhelminthes, Cestoda, Cyclophyllidea, Mesocestoididae. The record is from the annotation of a GenBank genome assembly.
AUGACAAGUUUUCCUCUAUCUAUUGGUAAUUUUACUGCCAUUCGCAUUUCCCCAAACAAGGGAGUGGAGCACAGUCUUUAUGCGGUUUCUAAGACACCCACGGAUGUCAAGGUGUACAACAUCCCUCCUUUCUUCAACAGAGCAUCCCUGAAUGAGUUUUUCUCCUCAUUUGGUCCAGUGACUCACCUCUACCACGAUAAGAAUAGCUGUUCUGUCCUUGUCUCGUACGAACUGAAGGAUUCUGCAGAUACUCUGCUUUCUACCUCCAUGUCCAUAACCUACGCCGUUCGCCUGCCCAAAGCCACGCUCAAUCAGGUCGUCGUGGAUAGCAAGAAGUCUUGGCUGAAGGAUUCCGAGGCACUUAAAAAUGAAUCGGAGGAAUUUCUACAAAAGUACUUUAAAGAAAAGCUUUCUAAGGACGAAAGCUCUGAUGAAGAUUCCGAUGAAUGGGUCGUAGUCAAACCCAAGAAACGUCGCAUGCGAUAA